UUUCAGCCAUAAUGUGAGCCUCAUGUCCGGCACUAUUCUGCGUUCAUCGCAGGCCUCGCAGACUCUCGCAAUGCUUAGAUUUCUUCCGUUUCAUUGGAGUCCUGUUAAACACUUCAUCUCAAUUUCUGCGAGGUUACUGGCAUCGCAGUCAGGCUCUGUAACAACAAAGAGCAUCACAAUUAUAUUCGCCGUUGUAUUUACAGCUGUUGGCAUACGAGUAGCCACCCUUACCUUCCUGACCGGCGUAGUCAUCUGGUACUUGCAUCGCCGUUACCAGAUUCGACAAAUAGCCUUAAGGCCAAGCACAGAGCAUCCCAGUGCCAUAUUUUCUCCGUGGACACUUCAAUUCUUGUUCGCAGCAUGGCCACGACGUGACCGACAGAUAUCUAAUCCUCCGAGGCAAAUCCCAUCCGCGGCAGUACCAGAAAACAACGCAAGCGCAAUGGAUCACGAGGCUCUCCCCGUUGGGAACAGCGAGCAUCAGGAGGGAUUAGACAGCGUCCCGAUCAGGUCAUCCAUUGUCUGUCUCGGAGUGCAAUUCCGUUCCACCAAAUAGGCGCCUCAUCCUUUACUUCAGAAGUCUAUAUACCUUUAUGGGUGGUUGUGUACGGGCCAUUCAUGUAUAAGCUCGGCAAUUUCUAAGCACAGGCUGAUCACCGUAAUAUUCAAAAUCUCCGCGAUCUUAGAUCUCAGACUUCCAUAUUGCGAAAAGCCGGUGGGAGCUCGACAUACCGCAGCUCGGAGUGACAGCUCUUUAUGCAUCUAGAGGCUGAAUCAUCGCGCAGCACCUAUGCACAUGGAAGACAAUAGUUAUGUUUAAAGAGAAAAUAGUCCCGUAAUUCGCUGCCCUUCAAUGAUACUUUUGCGAGUCAUUUUAUACCAUCAUCAAGAGCCUACAAUAGCUUCCAUGAUUAGGACGCCCUCAACAUAUUCAUCUGCCCUACUUCGCAUCGGAAUAGUAUUCGUACCUUGAUCCGCC
This is a messenger RNA of Somion occarium, 979 nucleotides long. The record is from the annotation of a GenBank genome assembly. Lineage: Eukaryota; Fungi; Basidiomycota; Agaricomycetes; Polyporales; Cerrenaceae.